Molecule: messenger RNA, 1747 nt
Organism: Jaculus jaculus (lesser Egyptian jerboa)
Lineage: Eukaryota; Metazoa; Chordata; Mammalia; Rodentia; Dipodidae
Gene: Chi3l1
Product: chitinase 3 like 1
Exons: 11
Coding region: 1-1272 (423 amino acids)
Biological process (GO): carbohydrate metabolic process; chitin catabolic process
Cellular component (GO): extracellular region
Molecular function (GO): chitin binding
Source: RefSeq, a predicted model, not a curated record
AUGCGCUGCAGGGACUCCCACAGACCCAUCGCCCAGAAACAAGUUAGGGGGAGAAAGAAAGGAUGGGAAGAAAGUUCUGGAAACGUGGCUGAGUCACACUCUGGGAGUCCCAGGUCAUCACCCCUGGUGGCUUUUCUGCUGGCAGGCGUUGCAAUCCUGCUGCUGUUCCAGUGUUGCUCUACAUACAAGCUGGUCUGCUAUUACACCAACUGGUCCCAGUACCGGGAAGGCGAUGGCAGCUGCUUCCCAGACGCCAUCAACCCCUUCCUCUGCACCCACAUCAUCUACAGCUUUGCCAACAUCAGCAACAAUGAGAUUGACACGUGGGAGUGGAAUGAUGUGACGCUCUAUGGCAUGUUGAAUGAGCUCAAAACCAGGAACCCCAACCUGAAGACACUGCUGUCUGUUGGAGGCUGGAACUUUGGCUCUGAAAGGUUUUCCAGGAUAGCCUCCAACUCCCAGAGGCGCAGGACUUUCAUCAAGUCGGUGCCACCAUUUCUGCGGACCCAUGGCUUUGAUGGAUUGGACCUUACCUGGCUCUACCCUGGCCAGAGAGACAAGCAGCAUCUCACCACUCUAAUCAAGGAACUGAAAGCUGAAUUCCUAAAGGAAGCCCGGUCCGGAACAGAGCAGCUCCUGCUCAGCGCAGCUGUGUCCGCAGGGAAGAUCGUCCUCGACAGCGGCUAUGACAUUGCCCAGAUAUCCCAGCACCUGGAUUUCAUCAGCCUCAUGACCUAUGAUUUUCACGGCACCUGGCGCCAGACCACAGGACAUCACAGCCCUCUCUUCCGGGGCCAGGAGGACAUUAGUUUUGACCGAUUCAGCAAUGUGGACUAUGCUGUCGGGUACAUGCUAAGACUGGGGGCCCCAGCCAGCAAGCUGCUGAUGGGCAUCCCCACCUUCGGGAAGAGCUUCACUCUGGCAUCUUCUGAGACGCAGGUUGGAGCCCCAAUCUCGGGGCCAGGACUACCAGGCAGGUUCACCAAGGAGAAAGGAGUCCUCGCCUACUAUGAGAUCUGUGACUUCCUCCAUGGAGCCAAAGUCCAUAGACUCCUUGGCCAGCAGGUGCCUUAUGCCACCAAGGGCAACCAAUGGGUGGGGUACGAUGACCCGGAGAGUGUCAAAAACAAGGUGCAGUAUCUGAAAAACAGGCCGCUGGCAGGCGCCAUGGUAUGGGCCCUGGAUUUAGAUGAUUUCCGCGGCUCCUUCUGCGGCCAGAACCUGCGCUUCCCACUCACCAACGCCAUCAAGGAGGCCCUCGCUGCGGCCUAGCCUCAUGCUUUUCCACACAGUGCCCCACACCCCCUGGCUCCUUUAUGCUAAGUCCCCUGGCUGAGCCUCAGCUUCCUUCCCUAGGAACCUGAGCAAAGGGGUCACAGCAUUGAGAUUUGGGCUCAGUCCUGGUGGUCGAGAAGGCGGGGUGGGGCUGUGGGGUCAGUGAGGGCCUGGGGACCAGCAGCACAGGGUGAGACAGGGACCUGUACAUUCCUGAUGACAAAUGGCAAUGCUCAGGCUUUAAGCCGAGCACGGAGGAUUUCAACUGCCUUGCCCCCCCAUGUCUCCUGACCAAAAGGACACCCUUUUUGGCAAGUUGUACCAAGUAGGUAAUCAUACAAGAUGCUGCGGCUAUACUAAUUAUACCCUCUGCAAAGCCCAGCUUGAAGCCUUCACUUAGGAACAUAAUCGUGUCUCUAUCCCACUUCCCUUUCCUAAUUCCACAGCUGUUCAAUAAAGUGCAAGGGCGUAA